This is a messenger RNA of Lolium perenne, 577 nucleotides long. RefSeq lists its product as uncharacterized. Lineage: Eukaryota; Viridiplantae; Streptophyta; Magnoliopsida; Poales; Poaceae. The record is from RefSeq and is a predicted model, not a curated record.
GCUUGACCACGCCAAGGCCCUCAAGGCCGCUGAAGUGACCGCAGCGGCCAAGUUGGACGAGGCUCUGGAGAAUGCCUGCAAUGCCACUGUGGUGUUGCGGGCAGAGCUGGAGGAGAUGGCCAAGGCCCGGAAGGGUGCCGAGGAGAAGGCCGCGCGGCUGGAGGAGGGGCACAAGGAGUGCGAUCAGCUGAUCCUGCAGACCGACACACUUGCCCUCCGCCUCUUUCCGGACUCGCAGAGGUAUGCCGUCAAGAAGGUCGACGCGCAGCGCAGGGACAAAGGCCAAGCGGAUCUUACCGUGCCAUGGACGCCCAAGGACCAUCUGGUCGCGCUUAACGCGCGGGUGUCCCAUAUGCGCUGCAUAGACCGCAAUCUUUCGGACAUCCCUGAUGUAGCUACCCAGCUAUACAGGACUUUAUGGCCUGGCGAGAAGGUGCCGGCAACUAUAUUUGUGCCCAUGCUGCAUUUUUGCUUGGACCAAGUCCACCCCUGCCCUUGCCUGCUGCUCUGGAGCAUCCCUGCACCUCCCCUCUACCUCACCAUCCACUUGCCUGCCCUGGCAUUGGACCAUUUUUGA